AUGUCUGCUGAUCAGCCCCUCCCCUUCAUGUACCAGUUCGCCGCAGGCGCCAUUGCUGGUGUCUCGGAGAUUCUGGUGAUGUACCCUCUUGACGUUGUCAAGACCCGAGUCCAACUGCAGACUGGUUCCGGCGCCACCGCUGAGUACAAUGGCAUGCUUGAUUGCUUCCGCAAGAUCAUCAAGCAGGAGGGUUUCUCCCGACUCUACCGUGGUAUCUCCGCCCCCAUCCUUAUGGAGGCUCCUAAGCGAGCUACCAAGUUCGCUGCCAACGAUGAAUGGGGCAAGGUCUACCGAAAGAUGUUUGGCAUGGAAAAGAUGAACCAGCCUCUUUCAGUCCUCACCGGUGCCACUGCUGGUGCCACCGAGUCUUUCGUCGUCGUUCCCUUUGAGCUCGUCAAGAUUCGUCUGCAAGACAAGGCCUCUGCUGGAAAGUACAACGGCAUGGUCGACUGUGUCGUAAAGACUGUCAAGAACGAGGGGCUUCUCACUCUUUACCAGGGUCUCGAGAGUACCCUAUGGCGCCACAUCCUCUGGAACGCUGGUUACUUCGGUUGCAUUUUCCAGGUCCGACAAAUGCUUCCCAAGGCUGAGACCAAGAAGGCUCAGAUCACCAACGAUCUCAUUUCUGGUGCCAUUGGUGGUACUUUCGGAACCAUGCUCAACACUCCUCUUGAUGUCGUCAAGAGCCGAAUCCAAAACACCCCCAAGGUCCCUGGCCUGGUCCCCAAGUACAACUGGGCUUUCCCUGCCGUCGGAACUGUGCUCAAGGAGGAGGGUUUCAGUGCUCUGUACAAGGGUUUCUUGCCCAAGGUUCUCCGUCUUGGUCCCGGAGGUGGUAUCCUCUUGGUCGUGUUCACAACUGUUAUGGAUACCUUCCGCAGCUGGCACUACCCUGUUACCAGUGCCCUUAAGAACUAG
Messenger RNA from Fusarium venenatum, 918 nucleotides. RefSeq names its product mitochondrial carrier domain-containing protein. Gene Ontology annotation, biological process: transmembrane transport. Lineage: Eukaryota; Fungi; Ascomycota; Sordariomycetes; Hypocreales; Nectriaceae. The record is from RefSeq and is a predicted model, not a curated record.